AUGGGGGCUCGGAGGAGUUGUGGGAACGAGAGUAGUAUGUGGACCUCGACAGCAAACUGCAUUAGGGAAGCUGCUAGAGCGGUGUUAGGGAUCACGAGGGGUUUCUCCAGGGGCCACAACAGUAACUGGUGGUGGAAUGAAAAGGCCCAAGGUAAAGUAGAAGCCACGAAAGCGGCGUAUAUGAAACUAGUGGAGAACGUCGACAAGGAGGAGGGGAAGACGCUUAGGGUGUGUUACAAGAAGGCUAAGAAAGAGGCAAAGUUAGCGGUCACGGCGGCUAAGACCGCAGCAUUUGAAUGCCUGCAUGCGGAACUUGGGGGUAGAGGCGAUGACAAGAGACUGUUCAGGUUAGAUACAGUUCGAGAAAAGAAGGCUCGGGACCUGGACCAAGUGAGGUGCAUCAAAGACGAGGAUAGUAAAGUAUUGGUGGAAGAGGCAUGCAUUAGGCGCAUGUGGCAGUCAUACUUCCACAAACUCUUGAACGAGGAUGAGGACAAGAACAUUGUUCUAGGCGAGUUGGAGAAAUCAGAGAACCAGCGUGAUUUUAGGUUUUGUAGGCGUAUUAAGGUUGAGGAAGUUAAUGAGGUAAUGCGGAAGAUGAGUAGAGGCAGAGUGACUAGGCCAAACGAGAUAUCGGUAGAAUUAUGGAAGGCCGUAGGACGGGUAGGCUUGGAGAGGCUUACUGGACUAUUUAAUAUCAUUUUUAGGACUAAGAAGAAGCCCAAAGAAUGGAGGUGGAGCUUUAUGGUCCCGUUGUACAAGUACAGGGGUGAUAUCCAAAUUGUAACACCUACAAGGAUAUUAUGA
Molecule: messenger RNA, 807 nt
Organism: Nicotiana tabacum (common tobacco)
Lineage: Eukaryota; Viridiplantae; Streptophyta; Magnoliopsida; Solanales; Solanaceae
Source: RefSeq, a predicted model, not a curated record